Messenger RNA from Kluyveromyces lactis, 516 nucleotides. It is a transcript of the gene IMG1, whose product is annotated as mitochondrial 54S ribosomal protein bL19m. Gene Ontology annotation, molecular function: structural constituent of ribosome. The record is from RefSeq and is a predicted model, not a curated record. Gene Ontology annotation, biological process: translation. NCBI's taxonomy places the organism in Eukaryota, Fungi, Ascomycota, Saccharomycetes, Saccharomycetales, Saccharomycetaceae. Gene Ontology annotation, cellular component: ribosome; mitochondrial large ribosomal subunit. The transcript has a single exon. Bases 1 to 516 code for a protein of 171 amino acids.
AUGUUAAAGAGACUACUACCUACCGUUAUCAGACAAUCUGUUAGAAGUUAUCAACUUCCAGCUAAGAGUGGAAGAAAGAUUAUUCCAGUUUACCCACCAGUUGAAAGAAUAUCCUCCCCAUUAGUAGUGAAGACUCUAGCUGAUCAUGAUCUAAAACAACUUGACCCAACUGGUGUAAAAACAGAGAUGGUUUCAAAGAAAAACCCAAAUCGUCUACGUGCAGGUGAUGUUCUUCGUGUAGUUUACGAUUCCAAGAAAUGCAACUACGAUAGUUUUACUGGAUAUGUGCUAUCGGUAGACCGUAAGCCAAUAGUACAAGACACAUCCAUUCUAUUAAGAGAUUAUAUUUAUAAAACCUGUGUGGAAAUGAGAGUGCCAAUCUUCUCACCAUUGGUAGAGAGAAUUGAUUUGAUUAGAAGAGCGGAUGGUAAGAGACGCAGAAGUAAACAUUAUUACAUCAGAAACACCAGAUUGGAUGUCGGAGAUUUGGAAGCAAGUAUGAGAAAGAAGAAAUGA